Molecule: messenger RNA, 879 nt
Organism: Capsella rubella
Lineage: Eukaryota; Viridiplantae; Streptophyta; Magnoliopsida; Brassicales; Brassicaceae
Exons: 2
Coding region: 113-718 (201 amino acids)
Biological process (GO): nucleobase-containing compound metabolic process
Cellular component (GO): cytoplasm; nucleus
Molecular function (GO): 3'-5' exonuclease activity; nucleic acid binding
Source: RefSeq, a predicted model, not a curated record
CAAUACUUUUCCUCUUCUUCCGGCCAAAGACCCACAGAAGUAGUCUCUCUCUCCUCCGACUCCGUUUACUAGAUCAGCCUUCCUUCUUCUCGCACCGGAAUCUCAAGACAACAUGGCCUCCUUCGAUGGUCCAGGGUUUAUGAUGGUAGACAAUUCUUGGAUCCAGACCAAAGCCAUUGAUGUUGGAUCAUCUACCGAUAUCUCUCCUUACCUUUCCAAGAUCCUUGAAGAUUCCGUCUGGAAUGGAAACCGGUCCAUUAUAUUUGAUGUCUACUGGGAUGUUGAAUCUUCUGUUGACACAAAGUCCCGAUGGCGCCUAUGCUCGGUGAAGUUUAGCACGAAAAACUUCUGUCUCUUCCUCCGCCUCCCAAGCUCGUUUGGCGAUAAUCUCAAGGAUCUUUACCGCUUCUUUGCUUCCAAAUUUGUCACAUUUGUCGGGGUCCAGAUUCAAGAAGACCUCGCUUUGCUUAAAGAAAACCAUGGUAUUGUGAUCCGAAGCUCUUUGGAGAUUGGGAAACUAGCUGCCGUAGCCCGAGGAACUCCCAUUGUUGAAUUCCUUGGAACCAGGGAAUUAGCUCACAAGAUUCUUUGGUAUGACAUGAGUCGGCUCGAUUCGAUCCAGUCCAAGUGGGAUGAAGCAGGGGCUAAUGAUCGUCUUGAAGCUGCAGCCAUUGAAGGUUGGCUUAUCUUCAAUGUCUACGAUCAGUUGCAGCAGUGAUCUUUUGGGGGAAAUGUUCUUCACGUAAUUUAUGUUAAUCUUCUUGAUCAAUUGCAUUUGUGAGAUUACGCUUGACCAUUACAGUUUUGCAUUUUGAUCUGUUUGUUGUUGCUAUGAGUGAACAAUACUGUCUGAAUAAAACCAUAUCCGGCUUGUUUUUU